This is a messenger RNA of Indicator indicator, 2633 nucleotides long. RefSeq names its product Sin3A associated protein 18 (gene SAP18). The record is from RefSeq and is a predicted model, not a curated record. Gene Ontology annotation, molecular function: transcription factor binding; transcription corepressor activity. The transcript has 8 exons. Gene Ontology annotation, biological process: negative regulation of DNA-templated transcription. Lineage: Eukaryota; Metazoa; Chordata; Aves; Piciformes; Indicatoridae. Gene Ontology annotation, cellular component: nucleus. Bases 17 to 478 code for a protein of 153 amino acids.
UGCGCGGGGAGACAAGAUGGCGGUGGAGUCUCGGGUCACGCAGGAGGAGAUUAAGAAGGAGCCGGAGAAGCCGAUCGACCGGGAAAAGACGUGCCCGCUGCUGCUUCGCGUCUUCACCACCAACAAUGGGCGGCACCACCGUAUGGACGAGUUCUCCCGUGGCAAUGUGCCCUCCAGCGAGCUGCAGAUCUACACCUGGAUGGAUGCAACUCUGAAAGAACUGACCAGCUUAGUGAAAGAAGUUUACCCAGAAGCACGGAAGAAGGGCACACACUUCAAUUUUGCAAUUGUUUUUACAGAUCUCAAGAGGCCUGGAUAUAGGGUGAAGGAGAUUGGCAGCACCAUGUCAGGCAGGAAGGGCACAGAUGAUUCCAUGACAUUGCAGUCUCAGAAAUUCCAGAUAGGAGACUACCUGGAUAUAGCAAUUACUCCUCCAAACCGCGCACCACCCCCAUCGAGCCGCAUGAGACCAUACUAAAGUGUUGCUUCUUUGUAUGACUACAUCUUCUGUUUAUUCCUACUUGCUGUUCUAAAGCAGGCUUAUUUUUUUGCUUUUGUUGCUAAGCAGGAACACCUGAAGACGAAGCUGAAGCAUCAAAAAAUUGAACGUUAAGUUUAAAACCUUAACUUUUAGUUUGUUUAGAAGAAACUUAUCUUUAGCAGUGCCAUCAUCCUAUCCCUGAUUGCUGUAGUUUGAACAGUAAGUUGGUGUCUGGUGUUUCAAGAUUUCCAUAAAAUACGACCAGAAGGAUUACAGGUAUCUGUAGUUCUGUCUUGUUUGGAAUAAAGAUUGAUGUUAUUAAUCUUUUGAUAGUGUGGUGCUGUUUGGUUUUGUUUGGUGGUUUUUUUUUUUUGUUUGUUUGUGUUAGCUUUUAAGCAGAAGUAGAAAUUGAAGAAGGGUCAAAGCUUUCAUCUGGGCUUAUUGAGUAGAGAGGUAGGUGGUCAGGAGGACAACACCCAGUUUUGGCUUCCAGAACUCUGAAGAAAGUGAGUGCUGUAGUCUGUUUCGAUUAGUUCAUCUAAUGAAUGCAUACAGAUUUAGACCCUGCUCUUAACCAUUCUGAGUGUGACAAAUCUCACUGUGUAGCCCUCUGUAAAAUGGCUUUUCACUGAUGCUUGCAGCUUAUACUGAGUGCCGGUUUCUCAAUUUACUGUAGCCCUUGGGUCUUGGGGCAAAGACAGGGAGCUGUGAGUUACCAAGGUUCAGGGAUGUUUCAUGUUAAGUUACCAAUUGAAGAUUGAGGGUGUGAUGGGUUUCUAGCAGCCAGCAUCUAGAAUCUCAAAAUAAGAGGAAAGGGUAGUUAAGGGUUCUCAGUUGUCCGUGGGGAACCUGGAUGGCUGCUCUGUGUAAUGCUGCCUGGUACCUUCUUACAGAGUAGGAGAAUGAAGGUCGUGCCCCAUCUCCCACCAAAUCCCAUCGGGCAGGAUGUAGUCUGUGCUUGCCAGUUCUUUCUGUCACUGCAGGGGGAGAUGUUGAGACAGGCACGUGUCUCCAGCUGUUCCUGCACUGUGAGCCUCUGCUGGCUGACCAUGAGCAUCCAGCUGGUCUGAAGAGAGUCAUGUGCUUUUCUGCACGGUGUGUCCCUGUGUGCCAAGAGGCUUUAGCAAAGCAGAGGCUAAGCCUGAACAGCUCAUUCAAAGUUCUGUGGGAUUUGUGGCAGGACCGCAGUCUAGCGGCUAAUCGCCUCCAUCACAUCAGAGGUCACCAUUUUACCACGAUGCAGAAACGGGACAAAGCUUGAUGCAAGCAAGCCCUGUGUCUAGACAUUACAGCAGAUCAGCUGGCUUCAAAAACAGCAUCGGUUCCUCUGACAACAGGACCCUGAGGAACGUGAAUGGUAAAACACCCAUGUUGUGCUGCGCAUAGCAGGCACUGCGCCCGGCCAUGACCUGUGACGACAAGAAUGUGCCUGCCUAGUGCACUGGGACAAGGUUUCUGCUGAGGUCUUCUAGCUGAAAGCUGUGGAGUACAUACCCAGGCUUCAGAGAACAAGAUGGGAGAGCCCCAACAGUGGUUCUAGGUUGUAUUCCUGUGGACUAAUGCAAUUCCAUAGUGGGGCCACUGGCUGUUGUCACCACUCCUUAUAAAUGCCAAAAUCUAUCUGUAUUACUGUCCCAUGGGGAAACAAGGUACUUCUGAAAUAGAAGGCAGCUCCAACAUCAGCCACAGCUGUUGAUAGAAGACAUGCAACCACCAUGGAACAUCUGAAUAAUGACAACAGGGAACAAAGCAAGUAUCAAGUCCUACAGAACGCUUACAGAAAAAAGCAGCAUCCAUGAUGCUUUAAAUAACAAAGGAAGACUGGACUUCAUUUGUUACUCUACUGAUUUAUAAAAACAUCAGUGAAAGCACAUUGGGGGGGACUAAAUGUGAUGCUUGUCAUUUAUCCAUUUGACAGCCAGCUGGGAAGUUUCACUACACUGUGAGAUCUGUACUUGUAUUUAACCUCAGGCAAAAUAUUUCUAAGAGAAGAACACACUGACCACCUUAAGAGGCUUCCUGGGCAAAACAAUCAGGAUGGUUCUUUGACAACAAAUGGGAUUAUGGAGAGAAGCUGUUAGCUGACUCACUCAAAUAAAUAAAAAAAGAUUAAAUACCAUAGGAAAUAAAGAAAAAAAGGACUGCAGUGUGA